UCUGAUUGGCCAGAAUGCCGUAGCCACGCGCUGGACUCUGCUCAGGAGCCGGUCCCGCAGGACUCCAGGCCGCUUCCCAGACUCAGCCGUAUCCGCGCCGGCACCCUCGCUACCAAACAGGAGCAGUGACAGCAGUGUUUAGGAGCCUUCGGUCCUCUAUCAAAAUGGGAUUUCUUUUUUCCAAACAUAUGAAUGAAAAUAUGAAACAGCAACAGGAAUUUAUGCUCAUGAAUGCUCGACUUCAGAUGGAAAGACAAUUAACGAUGCAAAAUGAAAUGAGGGAAAGGCAGAUGGCUAUGCAGAUUGCUUGGACAAGGGAAUUCCUCAAAUAUUUUGGGACGUUUUAUAGCAUUGCUGCUAUUGGUCUCACAGCUGGAGCAAUUAAAAAAAAGAAACCAGGCCUCUUCCUCCCUGUCAUUCCAUUAAGCUUUGUCCUUGCUUAUCAAUAUGACAUGGGCUAUGGAACCCUUCUGCAGAGGAUGAAAGGUGAAGCAGAAAACAUUCUGGAUGAAGAAAAUAGCAAGCUGCAGCUGCCAAGAGGAAUGAUCACUUUUGAAACUGUGGAGAAAUCCAGAAAAGCUCAAAGCAAAUUCUUCAUAGAAAAAUGAAGGUGGCUUCACUAGGCCAUACUCAAAGCACAAAAUAACUUGGUAGAAUCAUAGGGUUUUCUAAUUUUUUAAAUGGUACUGAUAUUUUGGAUAUAAUGUGGUUUGUAAAAAAAAAAAAUUAAAAUCUAUCAUGUCUAAAAUAUUGCCUGCAUUUUACUUCUUUUUGAGGACAAUAUCUCCUUUUUCACAUUUUCCAGGUCCAUGUGCUGAAACCUAUGGUAAUAAUUAAUGUGGUUCAUAAUUUUUCUAGCUGCCAGAUGGAUCUUAAUAAAUUAGUGGCUUCAAAACUGUUUUGAUUAUAUACUUGUCAUUAAAAAAAUCUGAGCACACACUCUCAACAUACAUAGUUGAACAAAUACAUAUAUAUUGAUAAAGCUUAUACAUGUACCCAUGCUGAUAUAUUAUGUACAUUGUAAAACAUAUCUAAAGUAGACAUGUAAAA
Molecule: messenger RNA, 1050 nt
Organism: Dromiciops gliroides (monito del monte)
Lineage: Eukaryota; Metazoa; Chordata; Mammalia; Microbiotheria; Microbiotheriidae
Gene: PLGRKT
Product: plasminogen receptor with a C-terminal lysine
Exons: 5
Coding region: 165-608 (147 amino acids)
Biological process (GO): positive regulation of plasminogen activation
Cellular component (GO): plasma membrane
Source: RefSeq, a predicted model, not a curated record